This is a messenger RNA of Euleptes europaea (tarantolino), 2188 nucleotides long. RefSeq names its product receptor interacting serine/threonine kinase 1 (gene RIPK1). The record is from RefSeq and is a predicted model, not a curated record. The transcript has 11 exons. Gene Ontology annotation, molecular function: JUN kinase kinase kinase activity; protein binding; ATP binding. Gene Ontology annotation, biological process: protein phosphorylation; signal transduction. NCBI's taxonomy places the organism in Eukaryota, Metazoa, Chordata, Lepidosauria, Squamata, Sphaerodactylidae. Bases 41 to 2182 code for a protein of 713 amino acids.
AUCUUUAUGACUUGCUGGACUGUCACACGAACCUGCAAACAUGUCGUUGGCGGAUAUCCAGAUGAACUCUGCAGACCUUUUGGAAAAAGCACAACUGGAUGCUGGUGGAUUCGGCAUGGUUUCCUUAUGCUAUCACAAGAGAUACGGGCUCGUAGUGUUAAAAACAGUGUACACUGGACCUAAGCGCACAGAAUGUAACACUUCCCUUCUCGAAGAAGGCAAAAUUAUGCAAAAACUAAACCAUGACCGUGUGGUGAAGCUACUGGGUGUCAUUCUGGAAGAUGGUAACUACUCUCUUGUGAUGGAAUAUGUGCACAAAGGAAACCUGAUGAGAGUUCUAAAGGCAACUGAAAUUCCCAUGCCUGUGAAAGGGCGGUUCAUCUUGGAGAUCAUUGAAGGAAUGCUUUACUUAAGUGAACAAGGCUUAGUGCACAAAGACCUGAAACCAGAAAAUAUCCUUGUUGAUGAGGACUUCCACAUCAAGAUAGCGGACCUUGGCGUAGCCUGCUUCAGAAACUGGAGCCGGCUGACUAAAGAGGAGACCAGCCGACAAAGGAAGCUCAAGUGCAGCCCCAAGAGCAAUGCAGGCACUCUUUUCUACAUGGCUCCUGAGCACCUGCAAUCCAUUAAUAUCACACCCAUGGAAAAAUCAGACGUUUACAGCUUUGGCAUAGUACUAUGGGCGAUUUUUGCUAACAAAGAACCAUAUGAGAAUGCUACAAACGACGAGCACGUAUACUUCUGUGUCAUGCAAGGGGACAGGCCGCUUGUAGCAGAAAUUAAGGAAAGUUGUCCAGUGGAGAUCAUUUCUUUAAUGGAAUGUUCCUGGAGUCAAAAUCCAGAGGAUCGGCCAACCUUUGCAGAAAUCAAUAUGACAUAUAAGCCAUUUUACCAUCAGCACUUUGAAAAAUAUGUGGAAGACGAUGUGCGAAAGAUAAAAAAAGUGUACCCUGAACCAACUGAACUUGUCAAAAGGAUGCAGUCUCUCCAAGUAGAUGCUGUAGCAGAGCCUCCAAGUAGUACCCGGAUAGAUUUGCCCAGUUCUCUACACAGUUCCCAGGAUCCUGCAGCCAACACUGUGGACGAAGCCCUUUUUGCAGCUUGUCCAGAAAACGAACCCAUAGAGAGCGGCGAAACCUCCUUUGAGCCUCAUUCUGUGAAUCUGAACAGGAAACUGCAGGAGGAACUGGACUACCACCUGCACGGCAGCAGGAUGGACAAAGCAGAAAGCCCCUGGGCGGCAUACAGUGCUGACAUGCGAGAGGAGGAGAGGAGAAGAAGGGUUUCUCAUGACCCAUUCGUAAACGCACCUGCUGCCCCACGGGUACAAGAGUCAUAUUCGAGAGCCGAAAACCCCAGAUCAAAUAUCAGUCGUAAUUUGAUUAAUAACACUGUGGCCCAACACUAUCAUCUAAGGCAACAGCCACUGGGUGGAGCACCAAGUGAGAGGCAGAACGUACCAUACAGUCCAAAUAAUUCAUAUGGGGUGAGGCCCGUGGAUCUCAGAACAUGCACGAGUGCAGAGGAUAUGUAUGGAUCACAUUCAGCUAAUACUGUUAACGUCAGUAAACCGCCUGUGCCAGAAUCAGGUGCAGAUCAUCAACCAAAGCUCCCAAUGCCAUAUCACGUUAGUGCCAAAAGCCGAAACACAGAAACUGGUCAAGUGGAGUUUAAUCCUUCUAUGAAGGCAAACUUUGCACAGACUUCUUCUACAUGCAGAAAAAGUACAGACGACUUCGCACAGUACAAACUAGUUAACAGCUGCGGAAUUCAAAUAGGGCCGUACAACUUUAUGGCAAUAAAUGAUCAGAAUUUCCAUAUAGGCGGUUAUCCAGCAAAUACUUCGUAUGAUUGUGCAGAUUACCAGAAACUGUUUGGCAGUACUGCGGUCAUUUCUGAUGUACACCUGAACCUUGUGAGAGAAAACUUGGCUAAACAGUGGAAACACUGUGCCCGUAAGCUGGGCUUCACAGACCCUGAGCUGGAUGAAAUUGAUCAUGACUAUGAACGGGAUGGAUUAAAAGAAAAAGUUUAUCAGAUGUUACAGAAGUGGCAGAUGAAGGAAGGCAGCAAAGGGACAACCGUGGGAAAGCUGGCAAGAGCUCUCUCUGCUUGCAAGAGGAUCGACCUCCUUAACAGCCUUGUAAAAAUAAGCCAGGAGUCUCAAGUGAGUAACCAGUGAGGAACA